UCUCACUCCAGUCUCCAGUGCCUUCGUCUCGACACGUUUGCAUUGCAGCAGCUCAUAAGUUUCUUCUUCGUUUCUGCUCCCAGUGCUAAGGCAGCACAGUCGUUCGUCGCCAUGCCAGGGCUCACCAUCGGCGACACCGUCCCCAACCUGGAGCUGGACUCCACCCACGGCAAGAUCCGCAUCCACGACUUCGUCGGCGACACCUAUGUCAUCCUCUUCUCCCACCCCGGCGACUUCACCCCGGUCUGCACCACGGAGCUGGCAGCCAUGGCCGGCUACGCCAAGGAGUUCGACAAGAGGGGCGUCAAGCUGCUCGGCAUCUCCUGCGACGACGUGCAGUCUCACAAGGACUGGAUCAAGGACAUCGAGGCCUACAAGCCUGGGAACCGCGUGACGUACCCGAUCAUGGCCGAUCCGAGCCGCGAGGCCAUCAAGCAGCUGAACAUGGUCGACCCGGACGAGAAGGAUUCCAACGGCGGCCACCUCCCGUCCCGCGCGCUGCACAUCGUCGGCCCCGACAAGAAGGUGAAGCUGAGCUUCCUGUACCCGGCGUGCGUGGGGCGGAACAUGGAUGAGGUGGUGCGUGCGGUCGACGCGCUGCAGACGGCGGCGAAGCACGCGGUGGCGACGCCGGUGAACUGGAAGCCCGGCGAGCGCGUCGUCAUCCCUCCCGGCGUCUCCGACGACGAGGCGAAGGAGAAGUUCCCCCAGGGGUUCGACACCGCCGACCUGCCGUCCGGCAAGGGCUACCUCCGCUUCACCAAGGUCGGCUAGAUCAUAUCGAUAUCGACCUCGCUCUUCGUACAUCAUGUGCGCCACGCGUGCGUGAUAGCGUGUGCUGGCGUGAUGACUAUGCGAGAUGCAUCCCUGUGUGUGUUGGUGUGGAUAAUGCCGCUACGUUUGGAACAGUAGUGCAUUUACUCUGUGCUACUGUCUGAACUUUGGCUGUUUGGCAGACUGUUUAUGUACCCGUAUGUUCGCCCCUGUACUAAUAGAGUGGGUGUUGUGGUUGGCAAGUA
Molecule: messenger RNA, 1019 nt
Organism: Oryza sativa Japonica Group (Japanese rice)
Lineage: Eukaryota; Viridiplantae; Streptophyta; Magnoliopsida; Poales; Poaceae
Source: RefSeq, a predicted model, not a curated record